CGCGUAGGACGCUCACGUUUUGUGGGAAUCGAACUAGGGGAACUGAAACGUAUUCAUCGGGAAACGUGCUGAACGUUUGAGAAGGGACUUAUUUUAGUGUUGUCGGCGGAAUGUAAACAAACACGAGGGUCAAGUGACAGCCGUCUGCCGCCUUGAGGCGCGGCACGAGAGUGGGCGCGUCUCAUAAAUAAUACUCGGAACUUGGAGGGAUCACUUGGCCACGCCUCGGCGCGACUUGUGACGUCACGUGAUCCACCCGUGGCCGUUCCAUCUGAGCUCCGGAGACGAGAGGACACACACACACACACACAUGCUCACACACACAUGCAAAUGAGCGCAGCGCCCCGCCCACCUUCCACGCCGUGACUCCUCCCACUCUCCUUCCACGCCACGGACAAGUGAGCGCGAGCAGAGCAGAGACAGAAACAUCAACUUGUCAUUUCAACGACAGCACCGACAUUUUUCAGCUCUCGACCCGAGUUUUUUUCGGUUUCCGCUUCGUCUCCCGAGGAUAACAUUCUUCUUUUUUCUUCUUCUUCUUGUUGCCAUUUUGCUGCUUUUUCUUCUUUUUCCUUCCUUCCUCCCACUUUGCUUCUGCCGAGGAGUGCGAUGGAAUACUUGGAAGCAAAAAUCCUCACACGGAACUAAAAAAGGAGCCCGCUCGUCAACACAUUAAGCCAUACAAACUCCCAUUGGUCGAAUCGCCUCGCCCCUCCAAGUACCCCCCCAGGGUGCCCCCCCCCGACCCUACAGGUGUCUCAACGCCACCGUCUGGCCCAGGAUGUCCAGGCAGCUCAGCCAGCAGCUCCCCACCCCGGACCUCCCUGCCGGCGCCAGCCCCCAGUUCGGUCCUUGCACCCAGCCGGCGGGCUCCCUCACAGGGGGCCACCUCAGCUCCAUGGCGGGGCUCAAGUCCCUCCUGCAGCACCCCAUGAAGGGGGACCAGCGGCUCAGGAGCCCCUGCGAUGUCAAAGACAAAGAGCGGCCCCAGGACAUGGACGAGGACCCCAUGGGCCCCAUGAGGAACACGGCGGGAGUAAACGGCAGCAACGGCGCCAGCGUGGGCGCCAACGGCGGCGGGAACUUUAACCAGUUCCUGGGGCCCCUGUUGUGGGACCGCACCUUGCCGGCCGACGGGGGCCUCUUCCAGCUGCAGUACAUGGACUUGGAGGAGUUCCUGACGGAGAACGGCAUGGGGAACAUGCACAGCAACAACAGCUCCAGCUCGGCACAGAUCCCCUCCCAGAGCUCCCAGUCGGCCGUGCCCAACCAGAGCUCCCAGUGCCUGCCGCCCCCCUCGCCGCCCGGAUCCUCGUCCUCCUCGCCCUCGUCCUCACCCUCCCUCCUGGGUCUGGAGGUGGCUCAGCCCCACAGUCUGACGGGGUCCAGCGACUGCCUGCACGGCAGCCAGACGAGUAUGAACGACUCGUACGAGUCUCCGUCCUGCUCGUCCUCCCCGUCGUCCUCCUGCCCGCCGCUGCUCACGCCCACGGACAGCGGGCCGGAGGGCGUGGAGAUGUUCGACAUGGACCCCUCGGACAUGGCUCUGUCCAACGGGCCCGGCCAGCAGAACUUUGACCCCAGGAGGCAGUCCUUCAGCGAGGAGGAGCUCAAGCCGCAGCCCAUGGUGAAGAAGGCGCGCAAGAUCCUGGUGCCCGACAACAUGAAAGAUGAGAAGUACUGGAGCAGGAGAUACAAAAACAACGAAGCGGCCAAGCGCUCCCGAGACGCUCGGCGCCUGAAGGAGAACCAAAUAUCGGUGCGCGCCUCCUUCCUGGAGCGAGAGAACGCCGCCCUGCGACAGGAAGUGGCGGAGAUGCGCAAAGAACUUGGACGAUGUCGCAACAUCCUUAGCAAAUAUGAGAACCGCCUGGCCGACCAGUGAUGGAAUAUUCCAGGAAAGACUUUUUGGACUCGAUGAUGAUGACGAUGAUGAAGAUGACGAUGAUGAUGAUGAUGAUGAAUGUAUCAGGAGGAGGCGCGCAGCUCAGGUGUUUGGUCGUCAUGGUGACGCACGGAGAGAAUAAUUUAACUUUUAGGGGUUUUGUUAUUGGAGAAUUGUAUAUUUUUAUAACACUUCAGGACACUCGCAGGAGAGAGAAUCAUUUUGUACAUUUUCUACACGACUAAACCCGGCGGGAGGACCAUCUUUCUGUGGAACAAUUGGCAACUAGAACAUUUUGUCAAGUAGAAACUUCACUUUGCUUCCUCCAGGAGAACUCUGGUCGUCUUUUUCUUUCCUCUUUUGUGUCCACGGUGACCACACGUCCCUCUUUUUUUGAUGUUUUUUUGUGUGUGUACGUAAUUACCAGCUUUUCUUUCAACUCCGCUUCUACUCGCUUCCCUUCAAUAUUUGUUUCCAUCAGCGUCACUCCAGUAACACUCAAGACAAGAUCCCUAUUGUCUACUACCUGCAUAGUACUUCAUAGUACUUCAAUCAAGUAUACUUCUUCACUUCACCCCCCUUGACAAUCAAAAACUUAUCUAUAAUAAUUAUUAUCAAUAUAACUGCAUUGUAAGUAAUAUUAAUAAUAAUGAUUAUUAUCAGUAUUACUGCAGUGGAAGUCAUAUUAAUAAUAAUAAUAAUAACACUAAUAAACUGGUUUGAUCGCUUUUAGGCCAUUUAAUGUAAUAACAUUUUUAUAUGUACAUUUUUUUGACAAUUGAAACAUUAAUUAUUAAUAAUACCACACAACAAUCAUUAUAAAAAAUUUUUAAAUCAAAAUUAUAUUAUAAUUAUCACAUUAGGACCUUUAUAAAAAAUGGUAACAUUUACCAUUAUUAUUUGUUUAAUAUAUUAAUGAAUAUUGGAUAUUUUUGCCACUUUUUCUUUUAUUUUAAAUGUUUUACUUCCUAAUGUGCUAAUUAUUAUUAAUACCAUACAGCAGAAAUUUUGCAUUAUAAACAGACAAAAAAUUCCUAAUUAUAUUAUAAUUAUCACAUUAGUACUUUUGUUAAAUGGUAAAAAAUUAUAACAAUUUUCCAUUAUUAUUUAUUGUAUUGAUGAAUUUUAGAUAUUUUAGCCACUUUUUAACAUUUUCCAAAACAUUUUUUUAAAGUUGCUAAUGUGCUAAUUAUUAAUAAUAAUACCAUUUCAUGAAUAUUGGAUAUUUAUUUCAGACAUUUUCUUUUUACUUCCUAAUGUGCUAAUUAUUAUUAUUAUUAAUACCAUACAGCAAUAAUUUUGCAUUAUAAACAAAACAAAUAAAUUCCAAUGUAUAUUAUAUAUACAUCACAUUAGUACUUUUUAUUAUUUUUUAUUUAAAAAAAAUAAUACAAAUUUCCAUUAUUAUUUGUUUAGUACAUUGAUAAAUUUUAGAUAUUUUAGCCACUUUUUAACAUUUUCAAAAAAAAUUUUUUUUAAGUUGCUAAUGUGCUAAUUAUUAAUAAUAAUACCACACAACAAUCAUUAUAAACAAUCAAAUAAUCACAAUUAUAUUAUAAUUAUCACAUUAGGAACUUUUUUUAAAUGGUAAAAAAUGGUAACGUUUACCAUUAUUGGUUUAAUAUAUUGAUGAAUUUUAGAUAUUUUAGCCACUUUAAAAAACAUGUUUUUUCAAGUUGCUAAUGUGCUAAUUAUGAUUAAUACAAUUAUAUUAUAUAUUACAUUUCAAAUGUAUUUUUUUAAAUAGUCUGCAACGAUUCUAUUUUUACAGACAGGCUUCGCUAAGCAUCUUCAAAUAAAGUCAGCCAGUGGUAUAACUAAUAAAGUGCACAUUUCUGGGCUUGAAAUGGAGAACUGCGAGUAUUUCAGGUGAUUUAACAGGAAGAAGAUUAUUAUUAUGACUGUUGGAGUGGAAUCUAAAAUGGACCUUUCGACCGUUCCUACAACAUCUCUGCUCGUAUUUGCUAGAAGGACUUUCUUUGUUCUGAUAUUAUUAGUCUUCUUCUUAUUAUUAUUGUUAUUAUGAUGUUAUACUUUCUUGAUGGAUGUUUCCUCCUGACCUCACUGAUGAUCUUCACCCCCAUGCAGACUUUUUUUGUACAAGGACGAGCUCCUCACGCCCCCUGGUGGACUAUGCAUGCUUCGUCCUUUUCUUGCUUUCUUUGCACCGUUUCCGCCUCGCGCCCGCGUGGUCGUUUGCGCUCCCGACCGGACGCUCGCUCUCCAGCUGGCAUCCUCCCAGAUGUGCUGGCUGCGUCUUUCCAGGGACUCUAAUUGACGUAGGCGUGCCACAGCGCUCUCCGACCCACUAUGUGCUGGUUCUGUGGAUGUACUUUGAGAUUUCUCCCUAAAAAAAACACCAAUUAAAGAUUAUUCUCGUU
Entelurus aequoreus (snake pipefish) is the source of this 4266-nucleotide messenger RNA. RefSeq names its product D site albumin promoter binding protein b (gene dbpb). Bases 782 to 1885 code for a protein of 367 amino acids. Gene Ontology annotation, biological process: regulation of transcription by RNA polymerase II. The transcript is spliced from 5 exons. Lineage: Eukaryota; Metazoa; Chordata; Actinopteri; Syngnathiformes; Syngnathidae. Gene Ontology annotation, cellular component: nucleus. The record is from RefSeq and is a predicted model, not a curated record. Gene Ontology annotation, molecular function: DNA-binding transcription factor activity, RNA polymerase II-specific; RNA polymerase II cis-regulatory region sequence-specific DNA binding.